AUGAUCGACUCACAGUGGCGGUCUUGGAACCACUAUUCCGCGAUUGGCCCGGACCCACGUGCUGACACCAGUCGGCUCAGGAUGCGUAGCAGAGGCAAGGGCUGUCUCGUUCCUGGAGCGACUUUCGUUGGUACGCAAAGAAGUGGUCGUAGCACUUAUGAGGUCGGCGUGCAGAUUGUGAACGUGGACUUGGAAGCAAGUCAUCUCUGCGGCUACCUCAACAUCCGCGGUCUCACCGAGGACUGGCCCGAGUUGACGACUUUCUUUGACGCCGAGAUCAUCGGGGAUCGUCACAGCUUCGUCACGAACAAGUGGGGUGCAAAGGAGGCAAAUGACAUGACGCAUUGGGCUCGCUUCAGCCCUUUCAGAUCUUUGCGCAACAAGCUUGACAAGACUGGUCUUUUUGAUCACAUGACCAAACCCUACGUCUUCAUGAGGUGGAAGGAGCGCUUUUUGGUGCCGGAUCAUCGCGUGAGAGAUAUUCACGGGGCAAGUUUCGCUGGAUUCUACUACGUCUGUGUGGAGCUGGGCGAAUCUUCGACCUCAGCUGCUCGGGCUUCGGCUGCUGCCCUGGCUGCGUCUUCUGACGUUACGCAGCAAGACUUUGCCGGCUUCACAUCCGAAUCAGAUGCCAAUUCGACGCAGAGGCGCAGAGGUCAGACGACCCUUGGAGGUAGCGCGAUGAUGUUGGAUGAGGACGACGAGGAAGAGGUGGAAGCCGAUCCUAACUUCGAUGCCCUGAGUCGCCCUGCGCGCGAACCUCUUGUUCCAGGUCGAAUGACGGGAUUCUACUACCAUGCAAACUCAGAGCCAUAUCAACAGUUGGCGCUGCAGCAUGUUCCCGAACCUUCGUCGGGCACUUUCGAGAUGCGCUGA
Molecule: messenger RNA, 876 nt
Organism: Ceraceosorus guamensis
Lineage: Eukaryota; Fungi; Basidiomycota; Exobasidiomycetes; Ceraceosorales; Ceraceosoraceae
Exons: 4
Coding region: 1-876 (291 amino acids)
Biological process (GO): protein targeting to vacuole; protein catabolic process in the vacuole; negative regulation of gluconeogenesis
Cellular component (GO): GID complex; extrinsic component of membrane
Source: RefSeq, a predicted model, not a curated record